Suillus discolor is the source of this 564-nucleotide messenger RNA. RefSeq lists its product as uncharacterized. Lineage: Eukaryota; Fungi; Basidiomycota; Agaricomycetes; Boletales; Suillaceae. The transcript has 2 exons. The record is from RefSeq and is a predicted model, not a curated record. The coding region runs from base 1 to 564 and encodes 187 amino acids.
AUGUUGAAGUUUAGCGAAGUCGCUUCAUAUGCAUGGCUAGGAGAAUUUGAAAUGCUCAAACACUCACAUUGCAAGAUCCUCAGCAAACCUUGGGCGUCGAAGGCUAACAGAGAAGUUGCAGGGAAAUACUUUAGGAUUGUUCGGGCACGCGAAGGAAUUCAUAGGCUUAAUAUUGAGAUCAGCCGUCUUCAGACAUGGGUGGACACUGAAGACGCCCAUUUGCUCGAAAUCUCAACUGCACUGACAACGACAAACACUGUUCUUGCCAGCGAGAUCCGAAUGCGGUAUGAGGAGCAUAGGCACAUAAAUAAUCUUCAUCAUAUUCGGCUUCAAGCAAUCUACAAUCUACAUGGGUAUUGUGGAAAUAGUGUCGGACAAGGGAAUGGGGUGGACAAGGAUCAAUCUGCAGUACUUGAGGAGCUGAGGGGCGCUGACUUGAUUGAAGUGAACAAGUACAAUGAAGCGGGUAAAAGAAAGGAACGUAAGGAAAUGGAGAGCACAAGGAAGGAGAGUACAUGGUACAAUGAAAUGGAUUCACUGGUGAACCCUUAUCCCAAGGCAUGA